AUCUUGUGCGGUGUAUGUUAUGUGGUAAUUUUUCGUUUGUACAAUAUAUUUCAAUUAAAUAUAAUACCGGUGUCUUCGUCUACAUAAAAUUCAAUUUUGGGUGUGGAACAUGAAAGCUUAACGUCGAUACAUAAUCAUGACGAAAAUUAUUAUCUUGGAUUAAGUUUAACGCGUAUUUUUAUCACAAUUAAUCUUCUGAAAUCAUUCAAACCGAUUUUCAUAUAGAAAUGAUUUUGAUAUUGAAUUUUGGAAUUAGUCUUUUCUGAAAUGGCACAGUGGGCGGUUUUGCUUCUGGUAGCGAUUGCUGGAGUGGCUGUGGUGUCUGCGGAUCCGGCUCUGACCUUCGUCGAAAAUGUCAGGGCCGGCGCCAGGAUCGUAUCAGGAUGGGAAGCAGAAGAAGGACAGUUCCCUUACCAGCUGUCACUGCGCAUGGUGAACCCUGAGGGAGCAGUCAACGCUUGUGGAGCCACCAUCAUCCACAGCGAUUGGGGACUCACGGCUGCUCAUUGCACUGCUACUCGCGUAACCAUAGUCAUCAGAGCCGGUACAGUCAACAUGACACGGCCCGCCGUUGUUUUCGAGACGACAGAUUAUUUAAACCACCCACUUUACGACGAAUCGAUACAGCAGAUUGUACAACCUCACGACAUCGGCCUCAUCAAGUUUGGACGCUCCCUCGUUUUUAAUGACUACGUCCAACCGAUAAGGCUACAAAGCUCUUACCAUAAGGAUUACAACUACGACGGUUACCGUCUGACUGCCACCGGUUGGGGAAGAACCUGGACCAAUGGUACCGCUCCUGAAAAUAUGAAUUGGGUCUUCCUUCGAGGUGUGACCAACGCGUUCUGCUCAGAAAUUUUCGUAAUCAACAAUAUCGUUCAGGAUUCCACCAUCUGCGCUUCAGGAUACAACGUGACCAGCCAGUCUACCUGCCAAGGUGACAGCGGCGGAGGACUGACCGUUGUUGACGUUGACGGACAAGUGUCACAAGUUGGAAUUUCGUCCUUCGUUUCCAGUACUGGUUGUCACACUGAUUACCCUGCAGGUUUCAUUCGGCCUGGUCAUUACCACGACUGGUACUUAGAGGUCACCGGAAUCGACUUCGACUGGAAACCCGAAACAAUCGAACAACAAUGAACUGAAUCACUAAAUAAAUAAAGCAAUAAAAGCGA
Molecule: messenger RNA, 1172 nt
Organism: Bombyx mori (domestic silkworm)
Lineage: Eukaryota; Metazoa; Arthropoda; Insecta; Lepidoptera; Bombycidae
Product: collagenase
Exons: 8
Coding region: 268-1137 (289 amino acids)
Biological process (GO): proteolysis
Molecular function (GO): serine-type endopeptidase activity
Source: RefSeq, a predicted model, not a curated record